Messenger RNA from Cynara cardunculus var. scolymus (artichoke), 794 nucleotides. Its product is annotated as L-ascorbate peroxidase, cytosolic-like. Bases 1 to 753 code for a protein of 250 amino acids. The transcript has 9 exons. Lineage: Eukaryota; Viridiplantae; Streptophyta; Magnoliopsida; Asterales; Asteraceae. The record is from RefSeq and is a predicted model, not a curated record. Gene Ontology annotation, biological process: response to reactive oxygen species; cellular response to oxidative stress; hydrogen peroxide catabolic process. Gene Ontology annotation, molecular function: heme binding; peroxidase activity.
AUGGGGAAGAACUACCCAACCGUGAGCGAUGAGUACAACAGGGCUGUCGAUGAAGUGAGGAGGAAGCUCAAAGACCUUAUCGCUGAGAAGGGAAGUGCUCCUUUGAUGCUUCGCCUCGCAUGGCACUCUGCUGCUACUUUUGAUGUGAAGACCAAGAGUGGAGGUCCAUUUGGUACCAUGAGGAUUAAAGCAGAGCAAACCCAUGCUGCCAACAAUGGACUUGAUGUUGCUAUUGAUCUAUUGGAGCCUCUUAAACAACAAUUCCCUAUCAUCUCCUUUGCUGACUUCUAUCAGUUGGCUGGUAUUGCUGCUGUUGAAACUAGUGGAGGACCAAAUAUUGUGUUCCACCCAGGCAGGCAGGACAAAGACGAACCCCCGGUGGAAGGGCGUCUCCCUAAUCCCAAUGAGGGAACUGACCAUUUAAGGGAUGUAUUUGUGAAAACCAUGGGUCUGACUGAUGAGGAUAUUGUUGCUCUAUCUGGUGGUCAUACUCUGGGAUCUUGCCACAGGGACCGGUCUGGGUUUGAAGGACCAUGGACGUCCAACCCCCUUAUCUUCGAUAAUAGCUACUUUAUAGAACUCGUAGCUGGUGAGAAAGCAGGGCUUAUCCAGCUGCCUACCGAUAAAGCCCUCCUCGGAGAUCCGGUUUUCCGACCUCUUGUUGACAAAUUUGCUGCUGAUAAAGAUGCCUUCUUUAAUGCUUAUGCAGAGUCGCACAUGAAGUUCUCUGAGUUGGGAUUUGCUGAGGCUUAAAAGAGAGUGGUAACCUCCUGCUGCAACUGCUGCUGCACCAU